Molecule: messenger RNA, 6397 nt
Organism: Carassius auratus (goldfish)
Lineage: Eukaryota; Metazoa; Chordata; Actinopteri; Cypriniformes; Cyprinidae
Exons: 10
Coding region: 2497-3315 (272 amino acids)
Molecular function (GO): zinc ion binding
Source: RefSeq, a predicted model, not a curated record
AUCUAGAGUCAGGUGUAGAAUCCAGAAACACGCUGAGAUUGUUUUUCUAAUUUUAAUUUUGUCCAGCAAACACUUCUUUUAAACUUAACAUUUAAACUGAAACUAGGAAACAAUGUCAAUGUGCUAGCUGCUUUAAGUCAGUUAAGUGUAGUUUCUUGACUUUUGUUAUUAUCAAGUCUUGAUGUAUCACUAUACUUCACUUUACUGUGAGAAAACCUGUCCGUGUAAAGAAGUUAUCACUUAAAGUACUUUGAUAACCAUCAACCUGAAAACUGGAGGAACAUCUGCUCAUUAAAUAUUUCUGCUGCUUGUUUUAAGACAUUUUUUAUGAGGAACUACAUUCCACUGUUUCAGUAAGAAGGUGAACAGAUUAAUCCAAUAUAAUAUUAGUUCAGAUGUAUAUUUGCUCUAUAUGGAAACAGUAAUAUAAUACCCUGAGUUUGGACGUCAGCACGGACAGAUGCAGUGCAAUGCUGCAGUGUAGCACGACGGCACCCAUCUCACAGUACAGAUCACGAUCAAGAUCAUUUAGAAAGGGUUUUAAACGACAAAACACACUCAUUUACACACAUCUGAGAAUCAGAAUAUCAGAUAGUUCAGGACAUGAGCGAGUUUGUGAAUAUUUAACGUAAUAAACACGAUCUGUGUGUCACAGUGUUGUGGCCGCGGUGUGUCACGUGACGAGCCUGACGCGUCGCCAUGGAAACAUAGCUGCUUCUUUAACGGAUGCUCUGUUGCUUAGUUACGUGCAUUCUGUGACCGUUUAAACCCCCAUGUCAAUCAUUUUGGUCUUGUGUCGCUGUGUCUGUAAAAUAUCUCAGAGAUGGGACGUUGUAAUAUGGACGCAAAUCAUCCGCAAUAUAAAAAUUGUGAUUGAUUGUGUAAUGCGCUUUGCCCUUUCCGAGCCGAGGGGAAGCUUCGACAAUAUAGUCUGCUCAAUGUCCUCUGUUUAGCAGCAAUGACAUAUUUGUGGUGUUUCCAAAAUAUUUUAGUUUUACUCUACAAAACUUACAAAUAGUGCGGCUCUUGUCCAGCUCAUUUCGCCCUUCAACUUCACAGAAGCCAAAAUAUUUCCACACGUCAGCUUUUAACGAGAAGGGUGUUUGGACAUCGCGCUCAGCCGUUGCGUCUCUCUCGCGUGAUUUUUUUCCCCAAACCGGUUGAGCGCAAACCACGCCCCCUACGCGAAAACCCCACCCCGCAGCCGUGACUCACGUCUCUAGCUCGAUUUCAUUGGUCAACUCUGUUACCUCACCUGAGAAGAAGUUUGGACGUCAAUCAAAGUCGUUGCUGGAUCCGUCGCCGACUAACGGUAAACAGUUCUUUUCAAUAACAUUUUAUUAUUAGAAGUAUUUGUAGGUCUCAAUGUGAGUUUAUACAUGUAUUAUUAAAGUUUUCAUUUGAACUUUAUCUUAUUCAUUAGGUUCGCUCUCAGGAGAGUGCGCAUGUUUGGGCUGUGGUGAAGACCAAGCCGUACAUCUGAAGAACUGGUUGCCUUCUGGGUAUAAAUAUCACUUCUGCACAUAUCGUUUGUGCACUACAGAAGGCAACUCACACCUGGACCACACAAGUUUUGAGGCAUCACUAAGAAUUGCAUUGACAGAAAUUUGUGAAGUAAAGGAAUGGGUGGGAAAGCUUAGUGAAUCAUCAGGAGUGAGUUGGAGAGUGGCAGUGACCAAACCAAAUAAGGGACAACGUGUACUUUAUAAGGCUCAUUACAGGUGCCAGCACAAUGUUUAUGUCCGAUCAGACACGGCUAAUCAAAGGCGGCUUUCAAAAAAUACAUGCUGUGAGGCAAAAAUGGUUUGCACUCUGGUGAAGACUACAGACAAAAGGGGAGGAACUAGUAGGAGCAUUGAUCCCCAUAUACCUACUUUCCCAACUUCGGUGCGUUUGUACAAUGUACACAAUCAUAACAUCUUUGUUGCAGAGGCACUGAGGCACAAGGAUGUAGGGGUCAAGGCAAUUGAAACCCUGACACAGUUGUUUGAGGUUGGGCACAGUCCAACCUCAGCUCUGGCUGUACUUAAAAGUGACCUGUUGGCUGAGCAUGGCAACAAAUAUGUAUAUGUCUCAGCCAACCGUGCCAUUUGCCCAGACCUUCAGUUUUGCUACAGAUACAGGAAAUUCCUGACCUAUCUACAGAAUCUUUACAGUCGAAGUGAGAGUUGGGCUCUCAGCUAUAUGAGGGACUUGCCAACCCGUGGCAACCAAACCAAUAACUAUGUGGAGGCUGCAAUGCGUGUCUUGAAAGACAAAAUACUUCAUAGGACAAAAGCAUUCAACCUGUCUCAAUUAUUCAACCUUUUCAUUACCCGACUAGAGAUGUACUAUGAAGCACGUGUGACAGACGUUGCUCUUGGCCAUUGGGAGGCAUUCCACCGGUCAAGAUUUCUUGCUACACAAAGUAAUAUCAAAGCAUCGGAUAUUUCUCAGGUUGGAGAAAAGAAAUUUUAGGUGAGAUCAUCCCCAUUAGGGCACACAUAUACCGUGGACAUGGAGCUGGAGCUCUGCACUUGUCCAGUUGGCCAUAGUGGGGCACCAUGCAAACACCAGGCAGCAGUAGUGCAAAAUUACAUAAUCACCUCCAUCAACUUUCUCCCCACAACAGCUGAAAUGAGGGCUGAGCUGCUGAAAAUAACAAAAGCCUCAGUUUCUCUUGACUUUCUAAACCCUUUACGGCAAAAUAUGCCAACGCGGAGCACAUUAGCUCCAGACAUGCCUCCGAAACAAGAAACCUGCACUUCUGAUCAUCAGUAUCAUCUCAGUGCUGAAGAUGAUGAGUCACAUCAGCUGGACCUGUCUUCGACCAGCUCUACACAACUGCAACAAAUAUCACCUAUGCAAGAGGACCCAUACUCCAACCAUCCCUGUGUUCAGGGUAACUCAGAGGGAGCAUCUUUACCUCAGUCUCCUGUGAAACGGAUGCUGAGACUGCUCAGUGAAAUGGCUGAAAACCCAGACUACAGUAAUGCCAUGUCUAAAAUGGCCAAGCAGCUUGAAAAGAUGCAGCACAACCAGACCCAACUGAUCUCAGCAUUUUACUGCUUUGGUAAAGGGAUGUCUGUAUCAAAACGUGCAGCAGCGUUAAGACGAGCUGCUAGACGACCAGGUCCUAUUAUUGGCUGUCAGCCAACAGCAGUGGCCAGAAGAACAGCUAAGACUGGUUCUAGGCAGCGUUUGACAGCUGGACGCCCCAGAAAAUGCAGUUCUGGUUCAGAGCAUGACUACAGCAGAUAUACAGGGAAAAGGGCUGUCAGGGUUCGCCACAAAUUGUCAGAAUCUGUGGCAAUGAAUUACUCAGAUCAAGCAUAAAAUUAUUUGUAUGACGUGGGUGGGUUUGGGAGUGUGUGUGUGUGUGUGUGUGUGUGUGAGUGUGUUUAAAAAUGGUUAUUUAGUAGAUUAGUUAAUGCAAACAUAGUAUUAUUUAUGAAAUUUAGAUCCAGACUGCAGGUUAUGUAGCCAUUUUAAAAUCAUUUUUGGAAACUUGUUAAAAAUAUUAACUGCACAGAAAAAAAAUGCAAAAGUUUUUAUAGCAAUUGUGAAUUGCAUGUAAUGUUUUUGUGUACCAGGACAUUUUUGUAUUUUAUCUAUGUAAUUGAUAAAUAAAGCAUUCUAUGGCCAGUCAGCAAGUUGAUUAUUACUAAUCAUCACGCAAAAUGCAAACAAAGACAUGCUUUUAAAUCGUUGUUGGGUUACUUUGAUGCCACUUUAAGUCAAAAUGCACCUAAAGUCUUGAAUUCUGGGCUAGGAAUGCAGGUAAAAGGUCAUAUUGUUCGCUAUAUUAAAUUAAAAUUAUAUAUAUAUAUAUCAGUAUUAAGCUUCUCUGUGUUCCUGUUUUAUAGCAGCCUACAUUAUGUAACUUCAUAAUUUUUUUAAUUUUGUACACCCUUUUAUUUGUGUUUUGGAUAUUAUAUCCAUAUAUCUAUGAUUGUAUAAAAAUUUGUUCGUUUGUUUCAACGCAAUGUAGCAAUAAGCACUGUGAUGGAGUUGACCAAUGAAAUCGAGCUAGAGACGUGAGUCACGGCUGCGGGGUGGGGUUUUCGCGUAUGGGGCGUGGUUUGCGCUCAACUGGUUUGGGAAAAAAAAAUCACGCGUCUCGUCUCUCUUUGUUAUGUGCACGUCACAGACGGUCCGGGCACUGCACUUCCGCGCUUCAGGGUUCCGUUUUUUGCGUUCCGUCAAUAUUACGUUAUUAGAACUAUAUACUUUUUUUUUUUAAAUCAAUUUUGGACAUUUGUGAAUCUAUUCAGAAUCGUCCACGUCCGCAUCGCGAUGCAUCUAAGAAUCGAAUUUUCCGCCACCCCUAAUAGUAAUGUGAUCUUUUAAAGGGUACUUUACGAUCUGAAUUAAUAUAUAAAAAUGCCUGUUCGACUGCUUAAGUAUUUGUAAAAUAUGAACAAGCAGUCUAACUUAAUCAGAAUUGAAAAUGAACAAUAAAUUAAUAUUCACAGAUAGUACAUUCCCACAAAAUAUACGUUUUAUGAAUUAAGUAUAAUUUAUAUAUAUGUGUGUAUGUGUGUGUGUGUGUGUGUACAAUAUUGAUGUUAUCAUUAUAUUAUAGCUGUUUUAUCUAAACUAUAACACAUUUUCAAUGUUGCGUUUCGGAUUAUUAGAUUUUUUUUUACAAAAAAAAAAAAAAAAAAAAAAAAAAAAAAAAGAGUCAAAAUAGGUCUGUCGUGUUACAUUGAAGACAUGCACAUUCACUUCCAAACAUUAAAUAAUGGAGAAUGGGAUUUAACGUUUCCAGAGGAAGUAAGUUAAUCAGCUGGCCCAAACACUGCGAGAAGACGUUGUGUCCUUUGAAUCUUGUACUUUGCUGGUGAGAAGAUUAUUAAGUGCUUCUGCAGUACUUUUAAUUUAAUUUUUAAUUUAAUUUCAUAUGUUGCUAAGUGUGUUGUAUAUCAGUUUAAUAUCAGUUUAAUAGUUCAUUUACAUGAAACUUGAUUUAUUUAGAGGACACCACUAAAGGUAACAUACAGCUUUUCAUUAAUACAGUGGGUUCAUAAGGGGUUAUUUGUUUAUAAAUUGGUUCAUAAAGGGUUAUUUGUUUUAAAUUGGUUCAUAAAGGGUUAUUUGUUGAUAAAUUGGACACUGAAAUUGUCCAGAUGGGUCCAGCUCAAAUGUGUCAGGUCCUUGAACUAAACCAAGUAACUUUACAUUGGUGGAUCAGUAUAUACAGUAAUAACCUAUAGCCUGUGUUCAUGAUAGAUUAAUGAGAUUUAUACUGAGUUUGGUGUUAUACAAUAUUUACUAUUUAUAUUGUUUCUGUGUGAGUAAAACGAAUAAAGAGUGCUGCUGCAGAAAUCUACGUUUGUUCCAACUUCGAGGCUGUUAACUGUUGUUUUGGUUUUACAUUUAAAAGGAUAUUCAUGUGUAAAAAAAUAACAAUAAAUAAAUCACAGCCACUAAGUUUGAUCAUCUGAUGACUCUAUUGUUGACAUGUUUUUACAUUACAGAGUCACACACUUGGAUGAAAACCUGCUUAAGGAGAGACAGAUUAAUUGGGAAGAUGAAGUGUGGUGCUGAUGUACCCAGAAAAUGAUGAAUUUUAAAACCAAAAAAGCUCAGAUGAUGUGGUUCCAAAGACUGUCAGCUCAGCCUCAGCAAGUUUGCUCUUUUUUUUUUUCUUUUUUAAUUAUUACUUUUUUUAAAUCCAGCAAAAAAAUAAAAAAUAAAAUAAAAUAAGAAAAGAAACAAAGGCUGGGCAGCAUGUAACGAAGCAACAAAUUAAACAUAAGCCAAAAAGAAAACAGGCAAAAAAUUGUAAAUACUAUGAAACUGUACUGUCACUAUCAAUUUCAGAAACAGAGUUUUUCAUAUUUUGCUUUUUUUUCAAAACAAAAUAACACAAAAGUUUUGUUUAUGCUGCUUAUGUAUCUUUUCAAGGUCCCUGUAAAUGAAUAAAUUCAAAAAAUGCAAAGAAGAAGAGAAGGGCUACAGAAAGAAAACAUACAGCUCAGAGAGGAACUUGAAAACUGUAAGACCAUCCUUAAAAAUAUUCUUGUUUGCCGUAACCCGACCGACCCUGUCAAUUUAGGACUGACUCAAUUUUUUAUUUUUUUCUGCUUUUAGUCCGACCGACUUGCCGAUUGUAAAUUUGCGUUAAGACCGACCAAUUUUUUUUUUACUCUUCAUACAACUAAUACAAAAGCAAUAAAAUAAUAUUAAUUAUAUUUAAGUAUUAUAAAUAUAUAAAUUUCAAAAGGCACAUUGAUUCAUUGUAUGUGGAAUAUGAUCAAAUAAAAGAGUUUUGGAAAGAAAUUAAUAAUAUGAUAUGGCAUAUAGUCUCAGUGAGAUUGCCACUGGAUCCUGAGCUUUUCAUUAUUGGUAUUCAUCCAGAUAACUGGAAAAUUAAAAAGGACACUCAAGUAUUGAUAGAUAUGUGUAUUCUACA